Hyla sarda is the source of this 866-nucleotide messenger RNA. RefSeq names its product phosphatidylethanolamine-binding protein 4-like. NCBI's taxonomy places the organism in Eukaryota, Metazoa, Chordata, Amphibia, Anura, Hylidae. The record is from RefSeq and is a predicted model, not a curated record. The transcript has a single exon. The coding region runs from base 221 to 841 and encodes 206 amino acids.
UCUCUGUGCGUAUUCCAACAGAGUAACAGUUGCUACAGUCGGUUAGGCCACAGUGACAUUUUAUGAGGACCCCCUAGUGGCUGCCAAUGAAAUAGUAUUAGAGUAUAAUGUCUCUAUCAUUUUUAAAAAUAUAUGUUUGGUGACAGUGGCCAUUUAAUGCAGUUUGAUGCUUGUACACAAUCCAGGCCGGCAGAACUGUUAGUUGCGACAACUUUAAAAAAUGGCAGCUUUUUUGGCAAAACUCUGGUUUAUAUUUGGAAUUUUCCUAUCACGCCCAUUAUUGUUUUUCUGUAUUCCCAUUUCAUGUGACUUUGAGCCUCUCAUUGGAGAUGAUGCCAUGUUCUGCAGUGGUAACAUCCGAGUCAUAUACCCGAACAUGGGCGAAGUUUCCUGCAUUUACAUACCAAACUGCUUCGAGUACCCAGAUAGCUUAACCCAAGUUUGGGGCCCCCCUUGGAUCAAAUUCUCCAAAGCCAAAAGCGAAAAAAUAUAUACCUUGAUAAUGGUGGACCCUGAUGCUCCAAGCAGAUACCAGCCAAUAUACAGGUUCUGGAGACACUGGUUAGUUAGUGAUAUACCUGGUCGUGUUCUGCUUCGUGGAAGAAAUGUAACAGGAAAUGUGUUAUCUUCAUACCGUCAACCAAAUCCACCGGCAGGGACAGGAUAUCACAGAUACCAAUUCCUGCUCUUCAUGCAAUAUCCAGGAGUUUCCCCAUCACUGCUCCCUGAGGAAGAACAUCUGGAAUCAUGGGAUAUGAAUGCUUUUGUUUUACGCUGGAUCCUGGGAAACCCAGUCGCUACUACUCAAUUUAUGAUCCAACAUCCUGACCACUCAUCUUGAAUUUGAGAAUUAAACUUAAUUUAUG